AUGGGCUGCGGCUCCAGCAAGCAAGCCUCCGCCUACCCGCAACCCAUGCGGCAGACGCGGUACAACUACAACAUCAACGCCGCGCCCGCCUACGGCUACGGGGACCCGUACGGCUACGGAGGCAAGAAGAAGGGAAGGAAGGGGAGGAGGUACUACGGGGACGGCGGCGCGUCGGCAACCGCUGGUAGGGGGGAAGGGGUGAAUUGA
Molecule: messenger RNA, 207 nt
Organism: Aaosphaeria arxii CBS 175.79
Lineage: Eukaryota; Fungi; Ascomycota; Dothideomycetes; Pleosporales
Exons: 2
Coding region: 1-207 (68 amino acids)
Source: RefSeq, a predicted model, not a curated record